Molecule: messenger RNA, 4176 nt
Organism: Alligator sinensis (Chinese alligator)
Lineage: Eukaryota; Metazoa; Chordata; Crocodylia; Alligatoridae
Gene: ANKFN1
Product: ankyrin repeat and fibronectin type III domain containing 1
Exons: 19
Coding region: 130-3366 (1078 amino acids)
Biological process (GO): establishment of mitotic spindle orientation; regulation of establishment of bipolar cell polarity
Cellular component (GO): spindle
Molecular function (GO): protein binding
Source: RefSeq, a predicted model, not a curated record
UCUGCCUGGAGGUUGAACCAGACGAGAAAGCGAAGCCAAUGUGAUUUAUUGAAUGAAGAUAGUGGACAAUUACUAACAACUUGUUCACAUUUUGCCUCAUACAGCCUGAUCUGGACCUGCCACGUGAACAUGACGCAGCAAAUGCAGAACUUGAAUCUUUCCCAGAUGAAAAAGAGCGGCAGCGGGCCGUCUUCUCCAAACGCUGCGAAACGGCUCUACCGAAACCUCUCCGAGAAGCUGAAGGGGAGUCACGCAUCCUUUGACGAAGCAUAUUUCAGAGCCAGAUCAGAUAGACUCAGUCUCCGGAAGACUUCAGUGAAUUUCCAGUGCAACGAAGCUAUGUUCGAGGCCGUGGAGCAGCAGGACUUGGAUGCCGUUCAGAUUCUCCUCUAUCAAUACACCCCAGAGGAGCUGGAUCUAAACACACCAAAUAGCGAGGGUUUAACACCCUUGGACAUUGCCAUUCUAACAAACAACGUGCCCAUCGCGAAGAUCCUUCUGAGGAUCGGAGCAAAGGAGAGUCCGCACUUUGUUACCAUGGAAAGCAGGUUGAUGCAUUUGAGCACGUUGGUCCAGGAAGCCCAGCAGCGAGUGAAUGAACUGUCUACACAAGUGAUGAGUGAAGGGCUGGGAAUGGACAGCGCAGAAAAAGAGAAGCAACUGAAAGCGUGGGAGUGGAGAUACCGACUCUACAAGCGAAUGAAAGCAGGCUACGAGCAUGCCAGAGCCCCCGAGGCGCCAACCAACGUCUGUCUCAUGGUAACAAGCAGUACAUCACUCACUGUCACCUUCCAAGAACCUCUUAGCGUCAACUCAGCUGUAGUGACCAAAUAUAAAGUGGAAUGGAGCUGCUCUGAAGACUUUUCUCCUUUGGCCGGGGAAAUUAUCAUGGAUAAUCUUCAGUCUUUGAGGUGCAUCAUCACAGGCCUCAGAACGGGCCAAAGGUAUUAUGUCCAAGUCUCUGCCUACAACAUGAAAGGAUGGGGUCUGUCCCAAGCCACUACUCCUGCCUCCGCUUCUCCGUCCAACUGGAAAGACUACGAUGGAAGAGACCCUCGACACAGGGGACACACUGAAGCCCUGGAACAUCUCCUUCAGCAGGUCCGAGCGUCUCAUCAGCUUUACAGUUGCAGAGAAGGGUCUAAGUUGCAGAAUGCCGGGCGCAAGCAAUCGGUCUCUAGGAGCCUGAAGCAUCUUUUCCACUCUUCAAACAAGUUUGUGAAGACAUUGAAACGGGGGCUCUACUUAGCUGUUAUAUUUUAUUACAAAGACAACUUGUUAGUAACCAAUGAAGAUCAAAUCCCAAUUGUGGAAAUCGAUGACUCUCAUACUAGUUCCAUUAUGCAUGAUUUUCUGUGGUUCACCAAGCUGUCUUGCAUGUGGGAUGAUAUCAGGUGGCUGAGGCAGAAUAUGUCCAUAUCCGUGUCCUCGUCAACAGCACUUCAAGCCAGGCAAAAGAUGCUUUCAGCAGCAGCACAGUUACAGAAUUUGUUGGGAACUCACAACUUGGGCAGAGUUUAUUACGAACCGAUCAAAGACAGACACGGCAAUAUCCUGAUAGUUACAAUACGAGAAGUGGAGACUCUCUAUUCGUUUUUUAAUGGCAAAUGGAUGCAGAUAUCCAAGCUGCAAAGCCAGAGGAAAUCCCUUUCAACUCCAGAGGAGCCAACGGCACUAGACAUCUUGCUCAUAACGAUCCAGGACACACUUUCCUAUCACAAAAGAAGUCAGCAGCGCCUCCCUCCCGGCUUGUACCUGGGUUACCUUAAACUCUGCAGCUCUGUCGAUCAAAUCAAAGUUCUUGUCCUGCAAAAGCUGCCCAACAUCCUGUGUCAUGUUAAAAUACGAGACAACAGCAACGUUUCCAAAGAUGAGUGGGAAUGGAUCCAAACCUUUUCUGGCUCAGAAUCUGUGGAAAGUAUGGAUCAUGCAUCAGACUGCCCUACUCAAUUGUUCUUCUAUGAGCUCCAGAUGGCAGUGAAAGCACUCCUUAAACAGAUCAAUCUACCUCUACACCAGGCUAAGCACUUCCGUCUGUAUACACAGGAGGUGUUGGAACUGGGUCACAAUGUCUCCUUUCUUCUCCUGCUCCCCGCCUCAGACGACGUCUGCACUGCCCCAGGACAGAAUAAUCCUUACACCCCACACUCAGGAUUUCUUAACCUCCCUCUUCAGAUGUUUGAACUCGUUCAUUUUUGCUGUUACAAGGAGAAAUUUAUUAGUCUGUAUUGCCGCCUUUCUGCUGUCAUAGAGCUGGACUCUCUGAAAACCCAGCAGUCCCUAAGGGAAGCAAUUUCAGACAGUGAAGUCGCUGCAGCCAAACAAAGACACCAGCAAGUGUUAGACUAUAUACAGCAAAUUGAUGAGAUCUGGCGUGAAAUGCGAUGGAUCACUGAAGCGCUGCAGUAUGCCAGGUACAAGCAGCCAGCAGCUGGAUUUCCCAUCAUGAAACUUGUGGACCUUUCAGAAGAACAGAUUCAGAAGAAGAUAAGUUCAACAUCAUCCCAUCUAGACUGUCUUCCAUCACCACCACCAUCACCAGAACUUAGGAGCCAGAGGAGAAAAGCUUUGAGUGAUUCCCAGCCCUGCUCGGAUGAAGAAGGCUGCUCUGAAGUGUUUCUUCCAACCGACAGCGACUACGAUUCCAGCGAUGCAUUGAGCCCCAGAGAACUAGAUUUAGUUUAUUCCUCCCCGCAUGAUAUAUCCCAGCAGGUAGGCGGUGGCCUGGGUGGUAGCGCACCUGAUGUUCUCCAAGUACACGACAUGAAGCCUUGUCUGACGUUGAAAGAGGAUCCGAAAGCGAGCAGUGCCUUGGAUGCUAACGCUGAGUAUUGCACGGAGUACAUGAACAGUCUGACGAUAGCAGGGCUGACGUCAAAAAGCACAGAGAAGACUUCCGGCUCCAGGCAGGCUCUGAGCUUCUUGGGGAAAAAAAAGCUGGGGAAGCAUCAGCACUAUAACUACUUCAGCCGGCACCAUCGCUGGCUGCGCGUGCACAGCGAGACUCAGCCUGCGUCGCUCUCCGAGGGGGUGUACACACAGCAUCUCAUGAGAGCGACCGAAUUAUCCCAAGAGCAGCAAUUUCCCGCUGAUGGGCCUCGGAGCACUUUCUUACUUCAUACGACAAGCCUUCCAGAAGACGGGAAAGGCAAGUAUGAGGAAUCGAGGCAGAACAUCCGCAGGAUAUACGUUGAACCUUACAAGACCACGCUACUGGACGAAGAAGGCAAGCCUUGGGCCCUGAACGCACAAUCCGUAGGACGCGGGGAUUUGCACAACGCCACAAGACAAAAAACGGGGACCAGGACGAUUUGGUGCCUGCGCUGUGCAGGCAAAACAAUUUACAGUGCACAGUACAGCACCUAGUCCUGUGGGGGCCUGACCCGUUUGACCGGUAAGCAAAAGGACCAUGGUUAUAGCUAAUAAAAAUAAACUUUUAUUGGGCUCUGAUCUCUAUGAUGAGAUCUGAUCUCUCUUUUUAUUGGGCUCUUCUAAAAUGAGAAGUUCCUAAAACACAUCCUGUCUUGCUCUGGCGCUCCAAGGGUGCCCCCCACGACUAGGGCUUGUGAUUGAUUGCAAGCCGUCCCCCUGCUCCCCACCCCAACAAAACAGGCUGCACUCUGCUAGUUAGACAGAUGAUAGAAGACCUUUUAUUUUUUUCCACCUCUGCUCUUUAUUUCUUCCAGAAGCAGCCCUGCAUUUAGUAUAACUCCAAUGACCAACUUCUUUGCUGCUGUGAAGGGGUUGAUUUCUAUGGAGUUUUGCCUGUUUGUACCAGCAGAAAAUCUGACCCCGAGAUUGCAAACCAAAGUUGCAGUUCAGCCCUACAUCUUGAUUCCAAUGUUGUUUCAUAUAACUGUGUUUAAAUAACAUUCAAGGCAUACUUCCUUCAUCCCAUUACCUCCAUGCUGAGGUUCUCACACAUACUUUAACUUUCAGAAGCAUAACCACAUGUCAUCACUUCAUUUGGAAACAGACGGUCAAAGUAAUGAGUGAUUGGUACUGGGCAUAAAUACUUCGGUGGGGGUAAGACUUUGGGUUGUCAUUUGAUUUAAAUAUCUGUCCUACUAAUUACUGCCCCUAGGUAUCAAGUCAGUCAUUGGGUAAGCCAGUGCCUUUUAAGAGUGUUAGCAAGUCCUCAGUAAUUUAAAUGAAUCGUUAAAAAAAAAAAGGUGU